Prosopis cineraria is the source of this 766-nucleotide messenger RNA. Its product is annotated as 60S ribosomal protein L22-2-like. Gene Ontology annotation, molecular function: RNA binding; structural constituent of ribosome. Gene Ontology annotation, cellular component: ribosome. The transcript is spliced from 2 exons. Gene Ontology annotation, biological process: cytoplasmic translation. NCBI's taxonomy places the organism in Eukaryota, Viridiplantae, Streptophyta, Magnoliopsida, Fabales, Fabaceae. The coding region runs from base 95 to 469 and encodes 124 amino acids. The record is from RefSeq and is a predicted model, not a curated record.
GAAGACGGAAACGGGAAGCCCUAGAUAAGAGAAACCCUAUCGAUUAUCGAAUCAUUUGGAGUCUUUACUGGCGGGUGACUCUGCCGAUCACAAAAUGAGUCGAGCGGCAGCAACUGGAGCCAAGGGCAAGAAGAAGUCGAUCAGCUUCGUGAUCGACUGCUCGAAGCCUGUCGAAGAUAAGAUUAUGGACGUCGCCUCGCUCGAGAAGUUUCUUCAGGAGAGGAUAAAAGUAGGUGGCAAGGCUGGUGCCCUCGGCGAUUCUGUCACCGUCACUCGUGACAAGAGCAAGAUCACCGUUACUUCCGACAGCAGUUUCUCUAAACGGUAUUUGAAAUAUUUGACAAAGAAGUACCUGAAGAAGAAUAAUGUGAGGGAUUGGCUUCGCGUGAUUGCCUCCAACAAGGACCGGAAUGUCUAUGAGUUAAGAUACUUCAACAUCGCCGAGAACGAGGGAGAGGAGGAAGACUAGAAGUCUUACUGUGUCACAAGGCAUUAAGGCACUGUCAAAGUAGUCUCAAUUAUUGUGGAGUUUUCUUGGUCUUUGUUUAUUAUAUUAGCUUUUACUCGUUGAUUAAUAUUCUUGUGUUUCUUUUUAGUUAAACAUUUUCUGUGCGCGUAAAGUUUUAUAUCGUAGUGAUCAUUGAUCGUGGAGCCUAUAUCUUGGCGAUUAAAAAAAAAAAAACAAUUCUAUUAGUGCGUGUUUGUUUCGAUUGGAUGUGCGUGUAAGGAUGCAUUUUGCUUAUAUUUAGUUGGUUGGACGUAGUAA